Clupea harengus (Atlantic herring) is the source of this 4834-nucleotide messenger RNA. RefSeq lists its product as uncharacterized. NCBI's taxonomy places the organism in Eukaryota, Metazoa, Chordata, Actinopteri, Clupeiformes, Clupeidae. Gene Ontology annotation, biological process: regulation of canonical Wnt signaling pathway. The record is from RefSeq and is a predicted model, not a curated record. Gene Ontology annotation, cellular component: plasma membrane. Gene Ontology annotation, molecular function: beta-catenin binding; phosphatidylinositol-4,5-bisphosphate binding.
GAGAGCAGUGGGUCUGGGCUGGAUGAUGACAGCCCCUGGCUCCGCUCCGCUGCUGACGAAAGCUGCUUAGACCCUCAGUUGCCAUGGCGACCAGCGGGAGCAGCCACAGAGAAAGAGGCAGAGAGAGGGCGGAGGCAAAGGAGGGAGGAACCGAGAGAAAAGGAGAGAGCGAGAGAGAGGGAGAGAGAGAGGGAGCGUGUGUGUCAAAGAGACAGAGAGGGAGGUAAUGAGAGCUGGGAGAGAAACACAUUCAUACGCCAUUCUGCAGCGAAGGAGAAAGAGAAGGAGAGAGAGAGCGAGAGAGCGCGAGGGAGAGGGGGGGAGAGAGAGAGAGCACGGUAAGAGAAUAAAGCUUCUUGCAUGGGCGUGGGGGAGAGGGGGGGGACGAGAGCUACUGAGACUGAAUAACUGCGGGUGCUUGUGAAUAGAGGUAGCAACAGAGAGAAAAGAAAAGAAAGAGAGAAAGAGAGUGAGAGAGAAAGAGAGAGAGAAAGAGAGAGAGGGAGAGAGAGAGAGAGAGAGAGAGAGAGAGAGAAGGAGGAGAGAGAAGCAGUUUGCACAACAUGGAUGCCCAGUCGGAGAGCUGCGAGACGCCACCGAGCGACCCUCAAGCUCCGGGCAAAAUCAGAAAGGCCUUCAAGCUGUUUGGCAAAGGCAAGCCAGGCAGCGGCGUCGCCAGCAUCUUCACCAGGCGCGGCAAAGGGGAGGGGGAUCCAAAAUCCCCCGUGUCACGGAGCAAGACCCUGGAAGGGCUGUCGGAGAGCACCACGGCAACGCAGGAUGCUCCCGAGGUGGCAACUGUGUCGGAGCCCACCGCAUCCCCACAGCAGCCCCAGCAGGAGGGGAGCGACCCGUACGAGCCAGCCCAGAAUGAGCAGCAGCCGUCGGCAGAGGAGCCGAAGCCGGACCUGGCCUCAUCCCCCACCAGGCCCUCCAUCUCCUCCAUCACCUCAGUUAAGUCUCUGAGCUUUCUGUCGUUGCUACGGCGAAACCGGAGGGGGGGAGGGGCCGGCGCUGAGGGGGACCGGCAGGUGCACACGGAGGCUCACCGCGGCGAACGCCAGCGCAAGGGCCUGCGGAGUCUGUUUGGCAGCAUGCGCUGGCGUCGCCAUGAUGAUGAGACGGACGAGGGGGCUGGGCCACCGCUGACGGCCUCCCGCUCCAACAGCGUGGAGAUCAUCAAGGAGCACCUGACGCUGACCCCGCGACCUGCGCCGCGGGCCGAGGGUGAGCACGACCUGACCGAGUCAACAGUGCAGUCGCAAGUGCCGGCUUCACAACCCAACACCCCCAAGCCAGCUGCAGUGUGGGGGGCGUCCCAGCUGAACCCCAACACCUCCGUGGCGGAGCCCACCUCGGACCGGCUGAGCACACUGCUGGGCGACAUCUCAUCCAUCCUGAGCUUCGACUCGCUGACGGGCUGUGGUGACAUCGUGGCGGACGUGGAGGCUGAGUGGGCCAAAGCCAGCAGCCGCGUCGGAGCCUCUGCCGCGGCCGCCAAGGACCAAUCCGAUGACACGGACAGUGGGGAGAAGAGCCUGUCGUCCUCGGCGACCCCGUCGGGCAAACUUUCCCCCUCUCCUGCCCCUGUUACCCCUACCCCUACCCCUACCCGUACCCCUCUGACUACAGCUAAACCCAUCACCACUCCUGCCACCACCUGGCAUGCUUCCAGCCCCCUAGCAGCCAAACCCGUCUCUCCGACACCCACAGCAUCACAUCCAGCUUCUACAGAUGUGAAACCCCUUCCAGUUCCCUCUCCUGUUCUGUCGCACUCUUCCCUCUCAGCGUCUCCCCAGAUCUCUAAGUCUGAGCCUAAACCUGCCCCUGCCCCCGUUCCUUCGCCCACCCCCAUGCCUGCUGCACCCAAACCAUCUGCUAUGGCAGCCACUGGCCCCAAACCAACUCCCUCUGCCGCCCCUGCCACCCCUGCAGCCCCUGCCACCCCUGCCGCCCUUGCCACCCCUGCCGCUCCUGCCGCCCCUGCCGCCCCUGCCGCCCCUGCCGCUAAGUUCAUCUCUAGCCAGAUGAGCGGAGCCAAACUAACCACAACAUCCGGGAAGCCUCCUCCGAAGAUCGUCACGACUUUUGGAUUGUCCUGCCACCGGGUCCGGACGUCGCCACCCACCAAACCUGCUUCGGGCUUCGAUGCCAAACCUCCCACUCCGACGACCAAAUCUGCCCCCGUCUCCACCUUCUCUGACCCCACCACAUCUUUCCCUAGUGCUGCCAUAGCGACAGUCGUGGAACCAGCUCCCGCCGCCAAAGCCCCUGUCACCUUUCCUGCCCCUGUCCAUUAUACCCAUGCUGCCACUCCUGCCCCACUUGCCCCUGCUGCUUACAAACCUCCACCAUCUUACACCGCUCCCCCAGCUCUCACCCCCCCACAGCCUCUCUCUGCUGCCCCAAAACCUGCAUUUCCGGAACCUUCUACCACAACUCCAGCCCCAGCUCCCUCCUCCAGGCCUCCGCCGAUUGCCUCCCCGGUCUCUCCCCCCUCUCCCCUGCCUCCUUUCUCUCCACCUCCUGCUGCUCCUGCUGCAGCCCCCCUGCCCACCUUCAAGCCUGCAGCUGCCCUGUCCCAGCCCCCCUCUGCCCCCUCCCUGAGCUCCUCGGUGGGGAGGGCCCAGCCUGCAGCCUCCUCUCCCCCUGAGGGGGAGGCGCGUGUGGACGGUGGAGAGGACCUGGCCAGCCCAGGGGCCCUGGAGGCGAGAGAGGCGCCUGGCCAGCGGGGCGCUCCGGAGGUUGCUCCCCCUGGUGGUGGCGCACAGGGGGCACGUGGGGACAAGCGCAGCCCAGCGGUGAAGCACGCCAUCCUGAGCAAGAUCCCCGUGAGUGGAGGGGGCAGACCGGCGGUAGCAAGGGGGCAGCAGGCGUCCGGGCGCGAGGCGCACUCCAACGGGGACGACGCAGCCGCAUCCUGGGGGACCCCCACCCCUGUUGGAUCUCAGGAGGACAUGCUACACCCUCUCUCCCACAUGGGAAGCCGAGACACCCUCAGUGGAUUCGCCGGCCAGUCCCCCGCUGCGUCACCGCCGACCUCCCCUCUCGGUUUCGACGAAGACCACGCUCGAACGCCCUCUCCGCCCGGAGCGUCUGCUGCUCGCCUCUCUUCAAAAAUAGGAGUACCAUCUGGUAUCCCCCGAUCUGGUAUCCCAAUCAAGCGUGACACCCACGCAGCGCCCACCUACCACUCGCUACAGGGCAAAGGGGACGCCCCGCGCACCAAGAUCCCCGUCUCUAAAGUUCCUGUCCGCCGCGGAGGCCACGCAGCCGUCAGGAAAUAAACCCAACGCAACCUGACCUCUCCGGACUGGGUUUGUUUUCUUUCACUCAAACGUUUCGAUCAGACGACGUGCUCUCCGGACUUUCUUUUGUUUACAUUCGUUUGUGUAUUUUUAUCAAACUCACAGACACACCACUUGCAGUUUAUUGCUCAACAGACACUUCCCAAGCAGCAUCUGGAUUGGAUCUGGCAUGAAUCUAGUCAGCUGCACUCUGGGCCUCGAUGGUGUUGACCACUGCCUGGUCUCUUUGUCCGUCUAUCACUGGAACAUCAGGAUUAAUUUUAUGCAGGACAGAAUUGUUUUUUUUCUCUGGUGAUAAUAACUACUGACGUUAAGGCUGCCGUUAAUCGCCACUGACAGACUGACUCUGAGUUUACAGAGACGCACACACUCUGACACAACACACACACACACACACACACACACAGACUCUCGUGUGUUACUGACACACACACACACACACACACACACACACACACACACACACACACACAGUCACACUUUGUUUAAGCUACCCUACAAUGGGAACACGGAGGCCGAAGCACAACACCUGUCACCUGGGACGUGAUUCCACAGACACUCUCAAGAGGGCACCUUACACACACCUGAGGAAGGAGCUCACCUGCCAUUGUGGACACCAGACAACUGCUCAGCUUGUGUCCAAGCACCCAGCAACCCUGUCAACAUCUGGGUACCUGACACACACACACACACACACACACCUCUGGAGGAGCACCACCUGGUGUGUGUGUCUGUCCUGUCAGCCCUCCUCAGUACCUGGGUGGCACCACCCACUGAACCACCACCUCCGUCAGGAAGUGCAAACCCUGCCACUGCCCUCAUGCCCAGGUUGGCACCCGCGGGCAGCUUCUGGCCGUGCGCUCACAGAAGGGUGCUUUUUAAAACUACACUCUGCCAUAGCAACACUGUUUUUUAAUCCAAGAAACUGUGAAAGCGUUUGUAGCCUUUGUUACUCUCUUUUUCUAUAACAUCUUGUCUUUUUUGUUCUUAUUCUUCUUCCUUUCUUUCGGCUCUUUUCGUGGAUCAGUACUCGCCCUGUUGUUGUUUAUUUGUUAGUUUGUUUUGGAGAGGCCUGGAGAGAGGCAGCACCUCUUCCGACACAAGAUGCCAAACCAGGAAGUCUUGCGGUACAUUUUAAAUGAGCACGAAGCCCCAGAGUACAUCAUAACAUGACCAGGAAACGCCACGCUAUAUCUGAAUGUAUGUAGCAGCUAGCACGCCAUACAAUCAGACAGACACUUCAACCCGCCACGCCGUCCAUUGCCUGUGUUCUGUUCACUGUGCUCAACCUCACAGUGCCUGCUUUGUGGAUUAUUAACGCAUACAUAGGGACUCAGAGAGGAUUGUGGGAAGAUCUUGGCGGACCGUGAGAGUGCAUGAACGUGCGGCAGUCACUUGGUAGAGAGUGACCUCUGGGUAAGACUUUUGUGAAGGCUUUGAACUGUGGGAACACUGGGUCAGGUGUGUGUGUGUGUGUGUGUGUGUGUGUGUGUGUUUGUGUGUUUGUGUGUGAGACUGCGUGAGAG